Messenger RNA from Arabidopsis lyrata subsp. lyrata, 1002 nucleotides. RefSeq names its product S-protein homolog 1. The transcript has a single exon. Lineage: Eukaryota; Viridiplantae; Streptophyta; Magnoliopsida; Brassicales; Brassicaceae. Bases 297 to 752 code for a protein of 151 amino acids. The record is from RefSeq and is a predicted model, not a curated record.
UCUAUCAUAAAAAAAGGGAGAAAAGAAUCGUUGAUAAUAAAUUCAAAUAUAAAUUAUUAUUUUGUUUGUCUUAAUAUAUUAUGCCACGAUCAUCUACUUUGAUCAUUAUAUGUGACCAAUCUUUCAGUUUCAAUUCUAAUUAACAAGCAAUCACGUAAAUGAUUUGCCACAUGACUUUUCAUUAACGCAAUGUAAUAAGUAAUAACAUUAAUGCAAUUACGUUUCACUCUUCCAUUAUAAAAAGAAGUAACAAAAAUAUUUCUUCCUAAUAAUUUUGCUUGCCCAAAAAAAAAAAAAUGAAUUGCAUCAAACAAUUUUUCUUGGCAAUUUGCUUUUCUCUAGCCAUAACAUGUCAAGAUCAUGUCUUAGUCGGCGGCACCACCACGAGAGACAUCAUAGUCCCGAAGAUUUCUGAGUGGCAAGUCACGGUUGUUAACGGUUUGACUACUGGUGAAACUCUUUUUAUCCAUUGUAAAUCUAAGGAAGAUGAUCUAGGUGAAAUUAGUCUGAAUUUUAGAGAUAGAUUUUCGUGGAAUUUCGGAGAAAAUAUGCUUCACUCAACUUUGUUUUGGUGCUAUAUGAGCAAAGAUGAUGGUUAUAUGAAUGUAAAGGUAUUUUGGGAUGAUGUUAUUCUGUUCCAUAGAUGCGGUUGGAAGAAUUGCAUUUGGACCGCAAAAUCUGAUGGCCUUUAUCUUUGGAAUUUAGCGAACGGUGAAGAUGUAUUGUCGGAAAAAUGGGAAGUUGGAUGGUGAAAACAUAUUUUUUGCUUUUUUGGUAAUCCUUUAUUAAAUGUAUCUUGUUGAUUUUGGCAGAAUAAGCAAAAACUGAAGUAAUAAAAAACAAAUUUGUCAUAAAUUUCUCUUUUAUUUGGUGUAUUUUUUCGUCAAUGAUAGAUUUUUGUUUUAGUUAUUUAUAUACAAGUCAGUUAAUUACUAGAUUAAUUUUAUGAAAUAAUUACAAAAUCCAAGACUAGAUAAAUGAUCGUUGACAAAAAAAUAUGAU